Spirometra erinaceieuropaei is the source of this 560-nucleotide messenger RNA. Lineage: Eukaryota; Metazoa; Platyhelminthes; Cestoda; Diphyllobothriidea; Diphyllobothriidae. The record is from the annotation of a GenBank genome assembly.
AUGCUAACUUUGCAGUUGCUGAGGGUUAGUGUUAUCCUGUUGUCCCAUUCAUUUCAAACUCCACUUGGGAAUUGUUACCAUUGGCUAAAGUUUAUCUCUCCAUAUUUUCGUUUUAAUACGCGUUUUAUAUUUUAAUGAAUUCUGCCCUUUUGUCCGACUUUGAAAUGGACACAGCAGCUGGCUAUUGAAAUUCCGGGUUGGAAGUGGGGAGCCAGUGCGCGUGCGUCGUGCGGAAGACGAGACAAAACGCCUAUUCAGUCUCUGUACCCAGUCUCACCUCCACUGGGCUUCACUCAGUCGUGUCGUGUAAUGGAUAUGUUCAGCAUUGCUGUCAGCUGCCUCAGCCCCACCUAUGUCCCUCUUUUUCAUAGGUGAUGGACCGAAUAUGGAAAGAUGAGGGACUGAAUCCUCACCUGACUACCUAUGGUUCCAGCCAGCGUCAUCGUUGGUUUCUGCAGAAUGCUCAGGGCGACGGGGUAGCUUACGAGGCGGCUGUUGAGCGUUUCACCAACGGCUGUACCUUGAUAUUGCCUUGCCACCUUCGUACUGGGUAUUCGUGA